AUGUUAUCCCUCCUGAGGCCAAAGUAUAGUAAGUCAGUGAUAAAUGUACCUUGAUUUAAAUAAAAAUAUUUAUAUACAUUUCUUCGAAGGCAUGUUAAAUCUAAUACUUUUAAAUCUUUUUAACCAAUGUGAUUCGCCCAGCCCUUGGGGGAUUUAUUUCCAGGAUAGUGCUACACCUCAAAUGGAAGGAUUAGUCGAAUUACACGAUAAUAUAAUGUUUUAUUUAGUUAUAGUAUUAUUCGCAGUAGGUUGAAUAAUGUUAUCUAUAGUUCUAAAUUAUAGUAACGUUAAAUCACCUAUAUCAAAUAAAUAUCUAAAUCAUGGUAAAAAUGUGCCUACUCGAAAGUGUUCUAAGUUUAAUCAUAACCCCCUAAAUUAUAAAGUAUCUACCUCUUUACGGUACUAUUCUACUUCACCUCUAUGUAAUAAGGCUUGCGCUGAGAAUAAUGACAAUAACCCAGCUAAAUUUUAUAUAGAUGUUUAUUCUAUGAAAAAAACUAUUCUAGAGGAAAACAGAGGUAAAUCUGGAAUUUACAUGUUAACUAACAAACUCACAGGUGAUAUAUACGUAGGACAAUCUAUUGAUAUAUCCAAAAGAUUUAAAAAUUACUUUAAUAUUAGCUAUUUAAAUAGUAAGUCAUCGUAUAUAAUAAGUAGAGUAUUAAUUAAAUAUGGCUACUUUAAUUUUUCACUUACUAUCUUAGAAUAUUGUAAUAUAUAUGAUUUAUCUAUAAGAGAGCAAUAUUACUUUGAUAAAUUAGAACCACAAUACAAUAUAUUAAAAACAGCAGGUAGCUCUCUAGGUUUUAAUCAUUCAGAUGUAACUAAAGCCAAAAUUAGUCAGAGUUUAAAAGGAAAAUAUAUUGGGGAUAAAUCUGCCUUAUUUGGUAGCUUACAUAAAGAAGAAACCCAGAAAUUAAUGAGUUUAAAAAAAGCUGGUGAAAAGAAUAACAUGUAUGAAAAAAUUCAUAGUGAAAAAACUCAAGAGCUAAUGAGACAAAAAGCUUUAGGUAGAAAACACUCUGAUGAAACAAAAUUAAAAAUGAGCACAAAACACGGAAACCCCGUUAAUAUAUAUGAGAAAUCUUCAUUGCCAGCUUCUAGUUUUCUUUCCAAACAAAACAAGGCAGAUAAAUUUAAUUUAAUUGGUAGUUUUGUUUCAGCUAGAAGAGCUGCCAAAUUUUUAGACAUCAGUGGUAGUACCGUUAUAAGAUAUAUGAAUUCAGGGGCAAUAUAUAAAGAGAGAUACAAAUUCUCCUCUAAAUAGUAGGAUAUGUUACCGCUAAACUUAGAAAAACUUCGAGUAAAAUUCUACUAUAUGCUGGGAGUUCCUAAAGCCUUAGAUACUAUAAUAAAUAUUAUCAGUGAAAAUUCUAAUGGAUGCCAUAAUGGAUAAUCAGCAGGGAACUAAAAUAAUUUUAAAAUUACGAAGGCCCUUAGAGAUUAUACGUAGAACACUCAGAACAUUAAACUGAGUGAAGAUAGAAUCCAAUUUUAUAUGAAAGUAUAA
Molecule: messenger RNA, 1510 nt
Organism: Hymenoscyphus albidus
Lineage: Eukaryota; Fungi; Ascomycota; Leotiomycetes; Helotiales; Helotiaceae
Source: the annotation of a GenBank genome assembly